AUGGCCCGGCUGCUCCGGGCAUCCUGCCUCUUCUCCCUGCUCCUGGCCGGCCUCGUGCCCAGCCGGGGGCAGGAGAAUUCGAAGACGGACUGCCAUGCUGGUGUGAGCGGCACCAUCUUCGAGUAUGGAGCCCUCACCCUCAACGGGGAGGAGUACAUCCCCUUCAAGCAGUAUGCCGGCAAAUACGUCCUCUUUGUCAACGUGGCCAGCUUCUGA
Molecule: messenger RNA, 216 nt
Organism: Pipistrellus nathusii (Nathusius's pipistrelle)
Lineage: Eukaryota; Metazoa; Chordata; Mammalia; Chiroptera; Vespertilionidae
Source: the annotation of a GenBank genome assembly